Cavenderia fasciculata is the source of this 7494-nucleotide messenger RNA. RefSeq lists its product as uncharacterized. The transcript has 7 exons. Bases 1 to 7494 code for a protein of 2497 amino acids. The record is from RefSeq and is a predicted model, not a curated record. NCBI's taxonomy places the organism in Eukaryota, Evosea, Eumycetozoa, Acytosteliales, Cavenderiaceae.
AUGACACCACCAAAUAUACAAUUUAUAUACGAGUCGUUGUAUUGUUUGUUGGGUGUAUGUGGACUGCAGUCAAACGAUAAUUCAAAGGUCAACGUUCAAUUGGUUCGGUUUAUAGUCGACACAUUUCCAUUGAGAUUGACUGUAAACUAUUUACACGAGGCAAUACGUUGUGACGAUCAUCCAGACUACCCUAUAUUGAAAUUGUUGAUUGAUCAAUCAAACUACAAAGAAGAGUAUGGUCGAGCAGGUGACUUGGUUCAACUGGCAUCUAGAUACGGUCGAUUUGAAACCUAUCCCGAACAUGGUAUUGAAGAUGCCAUCUUUAAACAUGCAUGUCUCAAUAGUGAUGUUGAAAUGGUCGAUUAUCUGUGUCGUCGUUCAACUAUAACACUUACAACAACUACAACUACAACUACAAAGCACUACGAUGAUGACACAAUACCAUGGAGUUUAAUGUCAUACCAUGCAGUAUCAAAUGGUUGUUUAAGUAUAGUCAAGUAUAUACAUCUAAAUAGUGGUAUACACCAGCACGCCAAAUCAUGGUCACUACUAGCAUAUCGAGAAGCAGAGUUUAACAAACACACUGAUUAUACUAGGAUGAGUAAUAAUUUUAAAUUUGAAGAAUUGUAUAGUUUAGCAUCAGAUGUAGAUGAAAAGGAAAAGUUGUUGGUUGCAUUGAUUGCUGGUAGUCCAGACUACUACUUUUUCAAUUUAUUGCAUCUCUUAAACAUCGAUCCACAGUUGGCUGACGCUGGCAAUCGUACCAAGUUUACAAAGCUAAAGAAAGAAUGGGCUGAUGAUAUAAUUGCAUACGACUCUACAUUGUUUGAACGUAUUGACACUCGUUACAAUCUACUUGCUUAUCAUGAUGGUGUUGCCGGAAGUGAUGGACAAAAAUCAUUUGAUGCUUUAAAAUCAAAGUUGAAUCUUUCAUUUUACUAUCCAUCUUUUACAUCGGUUUCAUCGAGCAAUCAAGAUGAUAGUUCUGCUCCAUCUUCUUCCUCUGUUCCAUCAGUAUUAGAGGAUAGUACAUUGGAUACUGAUGCAAUUAUUAAAAAGGCAUUAUCAGAUCGUCAAUAUGAUAUUAGUGCAUUUAAGAGUCGCGCACUUCCCUAUCUCGUCAACAAGGGUUUCACAUUGAAUGCCAACCAAAUCAAAUCACUCAUUCAAACCGUAGAGUAUCCACUCGUAGAGAAACCAGUCGAUUUGUUGAUCCAGUCACAAACCAACUUUAGUAGUGGCGCCCGUCUCUACAACAUGCUCACAAUCGGUCAGAUGCAAGAAUUGGCCGACAAGAAGCCAACCACCAUUGACACUCGUUUUAUCCAAGUAUACCUCGAAAAGUUGUUGCCAUCGGCCGAUCAUACCAAUUGGGAGGCCGAGCAUGACGUUGCCGAACACUACUACUCGAGUGCCUACAACUUUGUAAAAACACUCCCAUCAUCUUUCAACUCGUACAAGAUGGUUGUAUUAUAUCACUACCUCUCUCACCAAAUCCAAUACAAUGUCUAUGACAAGGAUAAAUUCAAUGAUUACAUUCAAUUGCCACGUGACCUACAUGGAAAUCAUUAUGUCACCCCACAAUCCAAAUCAGAACCAACCUCUAUCAUUCGUUUUAAUGAAUAUCUUUCAAUUAAAUUUACUCAAGUUUCUCAAUCUGAUGAUGAACAUUUAAUUAAGAAAAUAUUAAAGAAACUAUUUGAAAAGGAAACAAAUUAUGAUAAGUUUACAUCAUAUUUUACUCAGACCUUUUUAAAGUCAAUAUUUUCAGAAGUUAAAUUAUUAAGUAAUAGUGGAGAUAUGGAUAAAUGGUAUCAAAUGGUUGAUGAUCAUGCCAAGGUUCAAGCACUAAAGGAUCGUGUCGAUAUUGAUUUUAGUGUUGGUAAUCCAACCUAUUACAAUCCAGACGAUGAUGUAGUCAUUGAAUGUGCAGUUAAAAAUGUACAACAUCUUUUGGUAAAGGUGUUUGAAAUCUCUACAUUAAACUAUUACCGUGAAGAGAAAAAGUUGAUCGAUUCAAAGAUUAAUUUGGAUGGUUUGGUUGCAAAUUGGGAGGAAUCUCAUACCUACACUGAACCAUCCAUCCAAAGUGUAGUUCGUCACUUUGCAUUCCCACAACUCAAGGGCAAGAGAGGAGUGUUUGUAAUUGAAUUGAUUGGUGGUGGUAAAUCAAGUCGUGCACUUGUUCGCAAGGGUGAGCUCAACUACACCGUUGGUAUCAACCAAGUAGGUCAAGUCAUCAAAGUACUCGACGAAGACAAUGUCAAAUUGCUCAAAUCAUCGGUCUAUCUUGACGGCAACCGUUUCACAAGUGACGAGCAUGGUGAUGUGAUCAUUCCAUUCACUACUAGUCCCAAGGACAAACCCAUUGUUUUGGUAGCCGGUGACGAUGGUUUUGCAUCGUACAAGUUGUCAUUCUCACAUGCCUCUGAAGACUAUUUGUUGGUUGGUACUGUGUUUAUGGACAAUUCAACUCUGCUCCAAGGAGAAAAGGCACCCAUUGUAGUACGUGCACGUCUCUAUCUUGGCAACACACAGAUUCCACUUGCCAACCUUGAAGACAUUGUCUUGUCCAUUACAACCACCGACAAUAGUGAGCAUGCCAUCACCACCAACAAGGAGAUCAAGUCGUUUACAUUGUCUGACAGUCAAGACUCGGUCUACUUGUUCAACACACCCGACAAUAUUGCCUCGAUCGAUGUCACCCUCCGCGCCAAGAUCAAAGUGCUCUCUAAAAACAAUAUCACCCAAGACCUCUCGUUUAACCAAUCCCUCCCCAUCAACUCGAUCAAUCAAUCUGGUCAAAUCUCCAAUUGCUACCUUCGUCUCACUGCCAAGGGUUAUACAUUCCAUGUCCUUGGAAAAGGUGGUGAACCACUCACAAACAAACAAAUUACAUUUAAUUUUAAACAUUGGAUGUUAAAUGAUACCAUUACUACUAAUCUUUCAACUGACAAUAAUGGUAUUAUUCAUUUAGGAAAUUUAUCAAAUAUAUUAUCAUUUGAAAUUUAUGAUGAUCAUCAUUAUACAUUUUUAAUUGAAAAUAAUCAUUAUAAUUAUCCAUUAAUUAUUAAUGCACAAAGUGAUCAACUUGUUACUAUUCCAUAUCAUGGUAGAGAACAAACACUAUCAAAAUCAUUCUUUGGUUUAUUUGAAGUUUUACCAAAUAAUUCAUUUUCUUCAGAUUAUUUUAAAUCAAUUCAAUUUGAUAAAACAAAUAAUGAGAUUUCAUUUAAAUUACCACCAGGACAAUUUAAAUUUGUUAUCAAUACUGAUAUUUCAGUCGUAAUUACAAUCAAUGUUUGUAAUGGUAAUGUUCGUGAAGGAUUUAUUAUUGGUGAUUCAAGAGCUCUUAGUUAUCAUCAUAAUCUUGUAAAUGGUUUAAAUAUUAAUGCUAAAAUUGAUAAACAAAAUUUAAUCAUUAAAUUAAAGAAUCCAACAAAUAAUUGUAGAGUACAUUUAUUAUCAAGUUAUUUUUAUGGAAUUCAAUUGGAUAAAUUGGCAAUUGGUAAUACACCAACAAUGACUCAAGGAUUCUCAAAGGACAAGACUGAAUACUUUAGUGGUAGAGAGUUGGGUGAUGAGAUUGCCUACAUUCUCAAUAGAAAGCAUGCCAAGAACUUGUUGCCAGGCAAUUCAUUAAAGAAACCAAGCAACUUGUUGCAACCAUGGAGUGUUGGCAAGACAACCACCAAGGACGAGGUAUUGAGUAGUGGUAGUGACUAUGGAGCAUCGGAAAUGAGCAGAAGAGCAAGAAACAUGGCUGCUCCCAUCACAAGAGCUCAAACCUACUCGUCAGACUAUAGCAGUUACUUUGAAUUCCUCAAGAAUCCUUCGACACUAUUGUUGAAUUUGGUGCCAAACAAGGACGAUGGUACCGUUGUGGUUCCAUUGUCGCAGUUGAGCGAGUCGGGACCAUACGUGCAAAUUGCAGCAGUCGACAUUGACAGUGUCGUCAGCACACACGUGUUGCUCGAAGAACCCAAGACACUCCCAUUCAAAGACACUCGUCUUGUCAGAUCGUUGGAACCAUCCAAACACUUUACCGAAAAGAAGUUGAUCACUGACGUGCAACCCGGUCAAGCCUUUACCAUCCAAAAUGCCGAUAGUUCGGUGUACAAGAUCUACGAUACCAUCGACAAGGUAUUGUCGCUGUCAAAGACAAUCGCUCCGUUGGACACAUUGAAUGACUUUGGGUUUGUGGGAGACUGGCACAAGCUAUCAAUUGAACAAAAGAGGGAAAAGUUUUCAAAGUACUAUUGUCACGAACUUGCCUUGUUUAUCUUUAAAAAGGAUAAGGAAUUCUUUGACACAGUUGUCCUGCCAUUUGUACAGUGCAAGAUGUACAAGACGUUUAUCGACUAUUACCUCGUACGUGAUACCGAGCAACUCACAAACUAUGCAACCAGCAGUGCCAAGUUAAAGUCACUCAACACGGUUGAAAAGAUUCUCUUGGUUGAAGUGUUACCACAGUAUGCUAGUGUUGUCGACACGCUCAUUAGCGAGGAGGUCAGUCACCGUCCCUUAUCCGCCAUUCGUUACGACAAGUUGUUCAAGUCGGCAUUGUCACUCGACAUGGACGACCCCAAACCAUCGGGUGAUGGCGGUGCACCAGACGAAGACGGUGUCGAGCUUGAAAUGGACGAAAAGAUGGCUGAAGACGAGUGUGAAAUGGAUUUCAACACAAACGCUUCACAAGACUAUGCAUGUGAAUCGGUUGCCAUGCCUACCAUGUCGGCUGGCGGAGGUGGACCCGGUGGUAUGCAACUAUUGGGCAGAGCAGCCCCCAUGAUGAGCAUGGCAAUGGCUGCACCAGCACCCAUGAUGAUGGCAUUUGGGGCUGCACCCCCACCACCACCAGCAUCAGCAUCACAAUCCUAUGGUAUCGACAUGAUGUCCAAGAAAAAGAGUAUGGCACGCAAGGAACGUGAUGCACCAGCUCAAUUCUACCAACCCAUUGAAAAGACUGAAGAGUAUGCUGAAACCAACUAUUAUCAACAACAGUACACAUCGUCUGAAUUGAUCCGUCCCAAUGAAUUUUGGAGAGAUUAUAUCAAGUUUGUCAUUGCCAAUGAACAAUCCAAGAACCUUCAAUUUGUUUCGCGUUAUAUUGGUCUGUUGGCAGGUAGUUUUACAUCGGUUUUGUUUGGAUUGGCUGUAUUGGAUCUACCAUUCUCUUCCAAGGACAAGGAACCACGUAAUGUCAAUGGACGUGUUGCACACACUCCAACAUCACCCAUCAUUGUCUUCCACGAAGAGUUGGUCGAAGCUGCCCUCGAAGUGGACCACAACGUGUUGGUGAGCCAACACUUUUUCGAUCCCGACAACCGUUACUCGUACGAGAGUGGUGAAGGUAACGAGAUUUACGUGUCGGACGAGUUUAUUGUCAACAAGGUGUACGGUGCAUUGGUCGUCUUGGCCAACUUUUCAAGCAAGCAACGCAAGAUUGAUGUGUUGCUCCAAAUUCCAAAGGGAGCAGUACCAGUUGGACCCUACCCAUUCUACACUAGAGGAAAGUCAAUUGAAAUCUCUCCCUACUCUACCUCUCGCAAUGAAUUCUAUUUCUAUUUCCCAGAGAUUGGAUCGUACACUCACUUCCCAGCCCACGUCUCUGAAAAGGAUCGUAUCAUUGCAUCGAUUGCACCACACACAUUUAAUGUAGUCAAACGUCCCACCAUUGUCAACCAAUUGUCGUGGGAGUAUGUUGCAUCGAACGGCACCAACAAGUCAAUCAUUGAGUAUUUGGGCAAGGAGAAUUUGAAGCGAUUAAAGUUGUCCUAUAUCUAUGCCAAGCUGGUCGACCACGAAUUUUGGAAGAAUGUCAUCAAUGUGCUCCGUUCAAAGGGUGCAUACGACUUGACAGUCUGGUCAUUUGCCAUCUACCACAAGGAUGCAUCCCACUGCAACGACUACUUGUCCGAAGUCAAGCUCGACUAUGGACCAUCGAUCAACUGCCAGUUGUUGAGUAGCGAUCCACUCGACAAGGGUUCCUUCCAGUACCUCGAGUACUACCCACUCGUAAACAGCCGUACUCACCAACUCGGUGUCGAGCGCAAGAUCCUCAACGACAAGCUCAACGAAAAGUACAAAAAGUUUAUCAAUCUCUUGCUCUACAAGGCAUAUCCCUCUGACAAGGAGUUGUUGUCGUUGGUCUACUACCUCUUGGCACAGGAUCGUUUCGACGAAGCUGUCAAGAUCAUGAAGCGUAUCGGUCACGAUGCCAACAUUCCCAACAUCCACAUCAACCUUCCUUCACUCGACUCUUCUCCAAUGGUUCUCCAAGGUCAGUCUAGUACCGUCCCAGCUGUCUCUGACAAGGAAGAUAAAAAGAGAAAGAAGGCUGAAGAAAAGGAAAUCAAGAAAAAGGAAAAAGAAGACCGAAAGAAAAAAGAAAAGGAGGAAAAAGAAGAACUUAGAAAGAAAAAGGAUGAAGAGAAACGUCUAAAGAAAUUGAAAAAGACUGAUCCCAACACCAGUACCAGUACCACAACAACAGUUGGAGCAAUUCUUUCAAAUCCAACUACUCAAUCUUUAUCUGCCAACAUUCAACCAACUUCUUCUUCGACUGCACCAGUCUCUAUUCACUUGCACGAAGAAGAUGAAUGUAUUGAUGUACUCGCAUUUAAUCCACCAUCAUGUUUACCAGAAUUACAAAUCCAAUAUGAUUAUUUGAUUUCUUAUUUGGACUUUUUCAAUGGUACGCCUGUCAAGGCUAGAGAGUUGGCUGAAAAGUACAAGUCUUAUCCAGUUCAACGUUGGGCUGGUCUAUUCAAGGAUCUGUACAACAAGUUGAAGCAAAUCGACAGUCACGAUCAACCAGAACAAGUUCAAGCAGAGCAAGCAGCCGACAGCACAGACCAAAGUGAUCCAAUGGAUCGUGACAGACAUCACUCCAAACUCGCAUCAACUCAACCAUCAUUUGAUAUUAGUUUGGAGAGUGAUCGUACCAUUCUGGUAAACUAUAGUAAUCUUGGUGAUAUCACAGUAUCCUACUUUAUCAUGGACAUUGAAUUGUUGUUCUCUACCAAUCCAUUUGUUCAACAAUCGUUGGGUCAGUUCCUCUACAUUCAACCAAACAAAAAAGAGUCGUUCCCAUUAAAGGAGAAAUCGGGUACCUUUGGCAUCAAGAUACCAGCCGAGUUUUCCAACUCUAACAUUGUCGUUGACAUUGAAUCUGGAGGUGUCCACCACAAUCUCUCUGUCUAUUCCAACAACCUCUCUGUCAUUAUCAGUUCAAAGGCUGGUCAACUCCAAGUCGUACAGAAAUCAAACAAGAGACCUGUAAGCAAGGCCUACGUCAAGGUGUAUGCCAAGACCACAUCAGGAGGCAAGGAUGAAUUCUUCAAGGAUGGUUACACUGAUAUCGCUGGUUACUUUGACUAUAGCACAGUCUCUACUGGUCCAAACAUUAAUGAUGUUUCUAAAAUGUCAAUCUUGGUACUCCACAAUGAAUUGGGCGCUGUCAUUAGAGAAACUGCUAAACCUGGUUAUUAA